UAUACACUAUACCGUAGUUGUACAGUUGCCGUGCGCGUAACGAGCGAGUUGCGACGCCCGCGUCGCGUGUGUGCAAUACCUAUUCAAUAUAAAACAAUAUAAUAUUAUUACCGUGGUGUGCUACGCUAUUUGACCCCACCCCUCACCCCCCUCACCGGACGUCCGCCGAGUGUCAAAUCGAUCAAUACGAAUUUAACGAAUUUAAAUCGAAAAAAAAAAAAUUUCCGCUCGACCGCCGCGCAGCACACAGGACCCGACCGCGUACACGCUCGCACACCGCCGUCACGCAUGCCUAUACACGACAACAAUAUUAUAACAUCGUUAAAAUAUUAUUAUUAUUAUUAUUAUUAUUAUUAUUAUUAUUAUUAUUAUUAACAGUCGCGCGGCCACGGUCGUUGUGUUGCAGGGAUGCAGGGAGCGGUGUAAUAAUAAUAAUAUUAUCGCAGCCGCCGCCGCAGCGUCAGUCCGCCUGCUGCAGUCGUCACACUUGCGCGUCCACGACGAGAGCGCAAACCGCCGCACCACGAGCGACCAAUAAGACACGCGCAUAGACGACCGACGGCGAUUGGCGUGAUAAUAUCUUGUCCACGCGGGACGCACUACAGAACGGACGUCGUCCCGGCGGCGGAACCCGCGGCAUACCGGAACCGGAUACGAACCCGCGAGCGCGCCACACCGCCACCGCCAUGAACUGGUCGCGCCUGUUCUUCGUGACGGCCGUGUCCACGUUCGCCAUGACCGGCGUCUGCGGCUCGUACAUACUGGAGGACACGCCGCUCCACUGUUCGGUGCGGCGGAGCAUAUCGCCGUGCACGUGCAGCUACUUCACCGGCAUGGUCCGGCCCAAGAUCAUGGUCAUCUGCCAGAAGAUGGUGUCGUUCGAGAGCGUCAUCGGCGCGCUCCAGAACAAGUUCGACGCCGUGUUCGACUACGUGCUCAACAUCGAGUACUCGGAACUCCACGACCUGGACACGAGGCGGUUCAACGAGCUGGGCUUCCCGAUAGUCGACCUCAAGCUCACCAAAAACAAUCUCAGCACGCUACCGGAUGAGGCUUUCAUCGGUAUGAACAGGAUACGGAUCCUGUACUUGUCGGACAACAGGCUAUGUGCGGUGCCCACCCAGAUAUUCAAGCACAUGCCCAGUAUCGAGGUGUUGGACUUGGCUAGGAACUCAAUUCACAGCGUUGCCUCCGGAGACUUCCAAAGUCUAUCGUUGAUGAACACGUUCGUGAUGGCCACGAACAAUCUGACCGAUAUAACAAACGGAUCGUUCCCUACGACGUUGAGAAAAGUCCAAUUGGCCGCCAACAACCUGACGGAAUUAAAUGGAAAUUUGAGAAACCAAAAAGAACUAGAAUGGCUGUACCUGUCCAACAACCGGAUAAAAAAUCUCGACGGAGAAUUGCCAAUCGACAACGACAGACUCAUAGUCUUGGACGUGUCCAAGAACAGCAUAACUCAUUUACCACCAGAACUCAACUGCCUCAAGGCACUGAGGUAUUUUUACUGCGCAUUUAAUCAGUUGACCGGUCUGAACAAAACGCUGUCCAAGUCGAAAAAAUUGGUUUGGCUUGAGCUCACCGGCAACAAGAUACAAGAGUUGGCGUCCGAUGAAUUCGAAGAAGCAUCGAUGAUCGAAGUGUUAGAACUGAGCAACAACUGCAUCAAACACUUGAACAAAUCGCUGUUACCACUCACUCAACUAUCCGAGAUCAAUUUGUCGUACAACAAAAUCGCCGAAUUCUCGUUGGCCGAAAUCAAGGGAUUGAAGGAACUCAAGUUGGUCGAUUUGUCGCACAAUACGAUUUCCAAACUCAGUGGCCACUCUGAGAUUAUAAGCGAACCAGUGACUGGAAUCGAACACUUGAAGUUGGACCACAAUGAGUUGGAGUCGCUCGGCGGAUCGUUGAUAGGCAUCAAGACACUUGUCAAACUGAACAUCAGUCAUAACAAAUUCACCGACAUAUCUCCGUACGAUCUGACCGGAUUAAAUUUAAAAAUUCUAGAUGUAUCUCACAAUCUGUUGCACAUACUCCCAGAUUCGUCUCAGAUUCAUCUGCCGGCCCUCGAGACGCUAGUAGCAUCGUAUAACGUUUUAACCGGACUGUCCAAAGAGUUCCAAGGAUAUCCCGUGCUUUGCCACGCCGACCUCGAGUUUAACAGCAUAAUGACCAUCCAGGAAGAGCUAGUCGAAAUGACCCAAUGCAAAUUGCACGGAGUGAAAAGCACUUUGAGAAUAUACUUGGAAGGAAACCCGGUGCUGUGCGACGACAACACGAAAAUCAUAACUAAGGCGAUGGAGUUGAACCACAACGCGGAAGUCAGCGGCACCGCCAAGUGCAUUCCCGUGACAAACGACAUAAAAAUAUCUAACCUGACCGAGAUCGACCAGUCCCCGAUCACCGUGAUCGUGACCUGAAGGUGACCCCGCAUCGUUGACUAUACGCGUAUUAUAUCUUCGAAUUAAUAUAUAUAUAUAUAUAUUAUUAUUAUAUUAUUAUGUUUCCGUGUUAAUAUUAUAAUUAUUAUUUAUACAAUUUCUAUAUUAAUUGUUUUUACUUCUCUGUUGAUUAUAAUAAUAAUAAUAAUAAUAAUGAUAAACUAUUUUAUUUUAAUACUUUUUUCUCGUCGGACCUGCAAUGCUACGAUAUUAAUAUUAUUAAAACAUAAUAUAAUGUUAUGUGAACAACGCGCGUGCGCCUCGUGACAAACCUUAGAACCCCUAAAGGUUAUAGGUAUAUGCAUGUUUAUAUAUAUAUAUAUUAAUACGAUUAUUAUAGAUAACUACUUUUGUAAACGAACCGUAACGUAUAUAUUAUAUGCUCUGUUCACACACAGUCGUCUAGUCUAGCUUAUAUCGCGACUGUAUAAUAAUAUUUUUUGGAUAUAUAUAUAUAUAUAUACAACGGUAAUAGUCUUAAUAAUAACAAUAUUAUAUUUUAUAUUAUUAUAGUAUUAUUGUUAUCAUUUUUAUCGUCAUCUCCAUCGUAAUUAUUAUAUUGUUUAAGAAUAAUAAUGUGUAGCGGUACUAUAGCGUUGAGAGGGCUUGGAUCGUAUAUUAUAGUAUAUAGGUAUAUUACAUAAUAUAUAGUGAGUGUUUUGAUUAUUAUUUUUUUUUUUCUUCACCUUUUCCUGUAUGGUAGGGUGUUCACUGUUCAUAUAAUCGUGUCACUCCGCUUGGAAGUUUAUUAAAAAAAAAAAAAAA
Myzus persicae (green peach aphid) is the source of this 3206-nucleotide messenger RNA. RefSeq names its product leucine-rich repeats and immunoglobulin-like domains protein 1. The coding region runs from base 687 to 2420 and encodes 577 amino acids. The record is from RefSeq and is a predicted model, not a curated record. Gene Ontology annotation, cellular component: extracellular matrix. The transcript has 8 exons. Gene Ontology annotation, molecular function: protein binding. NCBI's taxonomy places the organism in Eukaryota, Metazoa, Arthropoda, Insecta, Hemiptera, Aphididae.